GCUGCGGCUGGACACGGAGCGCCCGAGAUGAUGGUGCUGGACAAGGAGGACGGCGUGCCGAUGCUCUCCGUCCAGCCCAAAGGGAAGCAGAAGGGCUGUGCGGGCUGCAACCGCAAGAUCAAGGACCGCUACCUGCUGAAGGCACUGGACAAGUACUGGCACGAGGACUGUCUCAAGUGUGCCUGCUGUGACUGCCGCCUGGGCGAGGUGGGCUCCACCCUCUACACCAAGGCCAACCUCAUCCUGUGCCGACGCGACUAUCUGAGGCUUUUUGGCACCACAGGAAACUGCGCCGCCUGCAGCAAGCUGAUCCCAGCCUUCGAGAUGGUGAUGCGGGCCCGGGACAACGUAUAUCACCUCGACUGCUUCGCCUGCCAGCUCUGCAACCAGAGAUUUUGUGUGGGAGACAAAUUCUUCCUGAAGAACAACAUGAUCUUGUGUCAGAUGGACUAUGAGGAGGGACAGCUCAAUGGCACCUUUGAAUCCCAGGUUCAGUAAUGCCCGGCGCCUGGCCUCCAGGCCCGUCUGUCCG
Messenger RNA from Lynx canadensis (Canada lynx), 532 nucleotides. It is a transcript of the gene LMO1, whose product is annotated as LIM domain only 1. The record is from RefSeq and is a predicted model, not a curated record. Lineage: Eukaryota; Metazoa; Chordata; Mammalia; Carnivora; Felidae. Gene Ontology annotation, biological process: positive regulation of transcription by RNA polymerase II. The transcript has 4 exons. The coding region runs from base 28 to 498 and encodes 156 amino acids. Gene Ontology annotation, molecular function: DNA-binding transcription factor binding; transcription coactivator activity. Gene Ontology annotation, cellular component: nucleus.